GGUCCCGGCGCGCGGGAUGGUCUAGGCGCCCGCGCCCGCCCGGGGACUGCUUCGUGGCCGGCGGGGGUCUGGUCUGGUCUGCGCGCGGGGCUGUGCGGAGGCCGAGAGAGAAGUUAGUUGAGCCGCGCCGCGCCGCGCCGCGCUUCGGGAGCGGAGCGAGCCGCCUUGCUCCCGGGGAGCCAUGGGCUGCGCCGGCCGCCCGGACCUGCUGCUGUGCGCGCUGGCGCUCUUCGGGGUCUGCCUGCUCCCCGAGGCCCGCGCGCGCGUCUACACCAACCACUGGGCGCUCAAGAUCGCCGGCGGCUUUGCCGAGGCCAACCGCAUCGCCGGCAAGUACGGCUUCGUCAACCUCGGACAGAUUGGGGCUCUGAAGGACUAUUACCACUUCUAUCACAGCAGGACGAUUAAAAGGUCAGUUCUGUCGAGCAGAGGAACCCACAGUUUCAUUUCAAUGGAACCAAAGGUGGAAUGGAUCCAGCAGCAAGUUGUAAAGAAACGAAUUAAGCGAGAUUAUGACUUCAGUCCGAGCCAGUCUACGUACUUCAAUGACCCCAAGUGGCCCAGCAUGUGGUACAUGCACUGCAGUGACAACUCGCAUCCCUGCCAAUCAGACAUGAAUAUUGAAGGAGCUUGGAAGAGAGGCUACACAGGGAAGAACAUUGUGGUUACUAUCCUGGAUGAUGGCAUUGAGAGAACUCACCCGGAUCUGAUCCAAAAUUAUGAUGCUCUGGCAAGUUGUGACGUGAAUGGGAAUGAUUUAGACCCAAUGCCUCGUUAUGAUGCAAGCAACGAGAACAAGCACGGGACCCGCUGUGCUGGAGAAGUGGCAGCCGCAGCAAACAACUCACACUGCACAGUUGGAAUUGCUUUUAAUGCCAAGAUUGGAGGAGUCAGAAUGUUGGAUGGAGAUGUCACUGAUAUGGUUGAAGCGAAAUCAGUGAGCUUCAAUCCCCAGCAUGUGCACAUUUAUAGCGCGAGCUGGGGCCCUGAUGAUGAUGGCAAGACUGUGGAUGGGCCAGCUCCACUCACCCGACAGGCCUUUGAAAAUGGUGUUAGAAUGGGUCGGAGAGGCCUCGGUUCUGUUUUUGUCUGGGCAUCUGGAAAUGGCGGAAGGAGCAAAGACCACUGCUCUUGUGAUGGCUACACCAACAGCAUCUAUACCAUCUCCAUCAGCAGCACAGCUGAAAGUGGGAAGAAGCCCUGGUACCUGGAAGAGUGUUCAUCUACACUGGCCACAACUUACAGCAGCGGAGAGUCCUAUGAUAAGAAAAUAAUCACCACAGACCUGCGACAGCGCUGCACGGACAAUCACACAGGCACAUCAGCCUCAGCACCUAUGGCUGCUGGGAUUAUCGCCCUGGCCUUAGAAGCCAAUCCGUUUCUGACCUGGAGAGACGUGCAGCAUGUUAUUGUCAGGACUUCCCGUGCAGGACAUUUGAACGCUAAUGACUGGAAAACCAAUGCUGCUGGUUUUAAGGUGAGCCACCUCUAUGGAUUUGGACUGAUGGAUGCAGAAGCCAUGGUGAUGGAGGCAGAGAAGUGGACCACUGUUCCCCAGCAGCAUGUGUGUGUGGAGAGCACAGACCGACAAAUCAAAACAAUUCGCCCAAACAGUGCUGUUCGCUCCAUCUACAAAGCUUCUGGCUGCUCCAGUAACCCCAACCGUCAUGUGAACUACUUAGAGCAUGUGGUUGUACGCAUAACCAUCACCCACCCUCGAAGGGGAGAUCUGGCCAUCUACCUGACCUCACCUUCUGGAACCAGGUCCCAGCUUUUGGCCAACAGACUUUUUGAUCAUUCUAUGGAAGGAUUUAAAAACUGGGAGUUUAUGACCAUUCACUGCUGGGGAGAACGAGCUGCAGGUGACUGGGUCCUAGAAGUGUAUGAUACCCCAUCUCAGCUGAGAAACUUCAAGACUCCAGGUAAAUUAAAAGAAUGGUCUUUAGUCCUCUACGGCACCUCUGUGCAGCCAUAUUCACCAACUAAUGAAUUUCCCAAAGUAGAGCGUUUCCGCUACAGCAGAGUAGAAGAUCCCACAGAUGACUAUGGAGUAGAGGAGUAUGCAGGUCUCUGUGACCCCGAGUGCAGUGAGGUGGGCUGUGAUGGACCAGGGCCUGAACACUGCAAUGACUGUCUACACUACUACUACAAGCUAAAGAACAACACCAGGAUUUGUGUCUCCAGCUGUCCCCCUGGCCAUUACCAUGCAGACAAGAAGCGAUGCAGAAAAUGUGCCCCCAACUGUGAGUCCUGCUUUGGAAGUCACAGCGACCAGUGCUUAGCCUGUAAAUACGGACACUUCUUAAAUGAAGAAACUAGCAGCUGUGUUACCCACUGCCCAGAUGGAUACUAUCAGGACACCAAGAAAAAUCUUUGCCGAAAAUGCAGUGAAAACUGCAAGACAUGUACUGAGUUUCAUGACUGUACAGAAUGUAGAGAUGGGCUAAGUCUGCAGGGAUCCCGCUGCCACAUCACCUGUGAGGAUGGAUGGUUUUUCAAUGGACAGGACUGUCAACCCUGCCACCGUUUCUGUGCUACUUGUGCCGGGGCAGGCACCAGUGGGUGCAUUAACUGCACAGAUGGUUACUUCAUGGAGGAGGGGAGGUGUGUACAGAGCUGCAGUAUCAACUCUUACUUUGAUCACACUUCAGAGAAUGGAUAUAAAACCUGCAAAAAGUGUGACACCAGCUGUUUGACAUGCAAUGGUCCAGGGUUUAAGAAUUGUACAAGCUGCCCCAAUGGGUAUCUCUUAGACCUAGGAAUGUGUCAGAUGGGAGCCAUCUGCAAGGAUGCAACGGAAGAGUCCUGGGCAGAAGGUGGCUUCUGUAUGCUUGUGAAAAAGAACAAUCUGUGUCAACGGAAGGUUCUUCAACAACUUUGCUGCAAAACAUGUACAUUCCAAGGCUGAGCUGCCAUCCUAGAUUUCUUUGUUCCAGUAGACUUAUAGAUAACUCCAUAUUAUUAUUAUUAAAAAGAAAAAAAACAAGCAAAAAAAAAAGCAAGCCACCUCUCUCUUUCUUGCUCUCUAUUUCUCUCUUAAAUUUGUGCAGGGAGAGGGUGAACUGUUUUGUCAGGACUUAAAUGGAAAAAAUAAAUAAAUCUACAACAAGCCUACCUUUUAUAACUGGGUGUUUAGUGCUAAACAGCCAGAAACACAGAGACAGUAUUGUAUGACCAAAGCAUUUGAUGCCAAAAUUUGAUGUUAAAGUAAUUGAUUUGAUUUCCUGCCCUGGUUUUGAAGGUCCUUUUUCUUUUUUGCAUUGACUUGCUUGUUUCCCCUUUGAGACACCUCAAAUACCAUUCUAAAAUAUCACAAGAGCAGACAUAGAUCAAAAUGAAAUAGGAAGCUCUUGCUUCACUGAUUUUGUUCAUGCUUGAAUCUGCUGUGGGGAAGUGGCAAAAAAAAAAAAUACCUGGGCCUCAGGGCAUUCAGAACAUCCCACAGAAUUGUGUUCAGUGUUGUUUGUCUUAGUUUUUCACAGUUGAACAUUGAUCCUUUCUACACAUAAUUUACUCCAUGCAUUAUUUGCUGGUUUGGCCAUUAUGCUCCCUUGAUAAAUUGACUCCAUGGGGUUUCAUCAGAUACAUUUGCUGCUAAUUACUGGCUUUUCCAUUGUAGAAUUGGUUGAUUUUGCAUACUGCUCGCCAAAUGGGAUUGCUCUGCACAGUCAGAUUAGUUAUGAACAGAGUGUAAAGUUACACACUAUAUCAGGAACUAACCCAGCUCCCACAAAAUCCAGAGUGUUCAUUUCAUAGGCCCUGCACAAUGUCUUGGUGCUAUCUAACCACUUAUCCCUAUAGCAUUUUUCAAAGGCCGUCAGCAAUUCCAUUUGUCGUGGUGGGAAGCAUUUCAAAUAUGAUACAGGAAAUUUUUUUCCUAGAGUCAAAAGUUUCUAAAACAUCCUAUAUUUUUUAAGAAGUGAAAGUUAUUUAAAUAUUAUUUAAGCUUGUGUCCUAAAGGCCAGGCAACAUUUUUUUCAAUGGUGCUUCUUAGUAAAUUUUUCAUCUUGUCAUUUCAAGAAAAUAAAAACUGGAAAUGGAAUAUGAGUGGCAUGUGUACCCUCCUGAUUCUGUUACCUUUUCUCUGUUUCUCUCUUACUAUGCUAUGAUAUUCCUAUCUGCGGGUGUCAUUAUGAUCAUUUGUUUCCUGGAAGUCUCUUCACUGUUUUUCUGUGACUCCUUAAACACAUCUUGGAACAAGUAGACUGAAUUAUGCCAAAACUGGUUUGGAGUGAGUGGUCAGAAGUGAGGAAGCCUGAGAAUCUUUCUUUGCAGAUUUUGAGUUUUUCAUGCAGGAUCUAAUAAAUAUUUUAAGUUACUUAAUGUUUUAUAUCAAAGUUCCACUGGUGACCUCAUAUGCUUUGGAGGCUCAAGCCUUCCUACAUGCUGCUUCUGAGUGCCCCAUUUCAAGAUAUCACUGGCUUCCAAACUGAGAAGAAUGGCAAUCCAAAUUAUUCUGGAAAGAGCUGGGGAGUGGAUGCUAAGACCCUUGCCCAAUCAUCAAGGUAGUAAAAGAUUCCAUUCCGUUAUUCAUUCCUAGAUAUCAAAGUUUUUUAGUCCAGCGUGAAGAUAAUAGUCUUAUGGCCCUCAUAACAGUAUUGUGGUGUUAUAUACUGAGUCAUAUAUGGAUUGAUUCAUAAGUAACUAGGGAAUCAACUGAUUGCUGAGCAAUUUCCCUCUUCAUAACUGCAGAAAGAACCUUCUGACACAAAGAAAGCAAGUUUAUUCUGGGCACAGUUUGUAAAUCUUAUAAUAAAGGCAAGGUCUUUGAGCAAAUGUGAGCACAAGCCAAAAGCAAAAUCAAGAUAUGGUGAAACCAGAUUUGCCUGCAAAUGAAUUCACUUUACAGAACCAGCCCAUAGAAUUUGAGGUACAAAGUUUCUAUGAAAAAUUGAAAUGAUGUCUGUGUCCUUGGGCUGAUUCCCUUCAAAAUGUCAGCCAAGUUCCUUGGGGACCACCAAUGUGUGUUCAUUUCGCACUGACCAUAUAGAUGCACUUCGUGGAAAUACUGAUUUAAUGACUAGUGUGUUACUGCCUCGUUUAUCAACAGAAUAUUAUUAACUAGAACAUAAUGCUUUCAAAGUUUAAGUUAAUGUUAUAUAUUAUGUAUAAAUAUAUAUUCAUAAUGAGCUAUGUAAUGAAUAGUACAGUUCGGAGACUUAACAAACCUUCUAGAUCAAAAGUCCUAUCUUCUAUUUUCUCUUUUCUUUUUUACCUUUAAUUAGUGAUUCAUUGUUAAAUCCAAAUCCACUUUUACUGAAAAAUACUGUACAUGUGUAAAAUGUUCAGUUGUUUUUUUGUAAAAUAUAGUAUAAUGGUUGUAAUUGAUACUCGCCCAAAACAAUGUUAUUCCAUAUUUUAUUUUUUCUAUUAAAUUAACCUACGUUCCUGUU
Molecule: messenger RNA, 5393 nt
Organism: Suncus etruscus (white-toothed pygmy shrew)
Lineage: Eukaryota; Metazoa; Chordata; Mammalia; Eulipotyphla; Soricidae
Gene: PCSK5
Product: proprotein convertase subtilisin/kexin type 5
Exons: 21
Coding region: 182-2908 (908 amino acids)
Biological process (GO): peptide hormone processing
Cellular component (GO): trans-Golgi network; Golgi membrane
Molecular function (GO): serine-type endopeptidase activity
Source: RefSeq, a predicted model, not a curated record